This is a messenger RNA of Thlaspi arvense, 5311 nucleotides long. NCBI's taxonomy places the organism in Eukaryota, Viridiplantae, Streptophyta, Magnoliopsida, Brassicales, Brassicaceae. The record is from the annotation of a GenBank genome assembly.
GAUUGAAAAAGUGAAGCAAAGAGACACGUGAAUAUGUAUUUCCUCAGUUCUUUGAAGAAUAUGAGGUUGGGAUUAAUCUCAGUUCAUCAGCGAAUCUGAUUCCGUCACUUUGUUCUUGCCCCUUUCUUCUUCUUUUUCCUUUCUUCUUCUUUUUCCUUUCUUCUUCUCUCUGUAUACUAUUUGGUUAGAAAAUUUCAUUACAAAUUGCAGAAGUUUUAGUUUGAUUUCAUAAGCAUCAAAAAUCAAAGCAGAUAUGAAGCAGCUCUGGUCUUUGUUGUUCUUGUCUUGUCUUUGUCUUGGAUUGUUCGGAAAUGGACAUUCUGUGAAGCCAACAUCUGUCAAAAUCGGUUCAAUAUUCAGUUUCGAUUCAGUGAUUGGCAAAGUUGCUAAGAUUGCGAUUGAUGAAGCAGUGAAAGAUGUGAAUUCAAGUCCCGACAUCCUCGGAGGAACACAUCUUCAAGUUUCAAUGCAGAACUCUAAUUGCAGCGGUUUUAUGGGCAUGGUUGAAGCAUUGAGGUUUAUGGAGAAGGACAUAGUUGGGAUCAUAGGACCACAAUGUUCUGUAGUUGCUCAUAUGAUAUCUCAUAUGGCUAAUGAACUUCGUGUGCCUCUUCUCUCAUUUGCUGUAACGGAUCCUGUAAUGUCGCCACUUCAAUUCCCUUAUUUUAUUAGGACGAGUCAGAGCGAUUUAUAUCAAAUGGAUGCUAUUGCUUCGAUUGUUGACUUCUACGGUUGGAAAGAAGUAAUAGCUGUGUUUGUGGAUGAUGAUUACGGAAGAAACGGUAUCGCUGCCCUUAAUGAUAAGCUUGCGAGUAGGAGAUUGAGAAUCACUUACAAGGCCGGUUUACACCCGGACAAUGCCGCGAAUAAGAAUGAGAUCAUGAACAUACUCAUUAAAAUCAUGUUGCUUCAGCCUAGAAUCAUUGUGAUUCAUGUCUACUCGGAAUUGGGUUUUGCGGUUUUUAAGGAGGCUAAGUAUCUAGGAAUGAUGGGAAAUGGGUAUGUUUGGAUUGCUACGGAUUGGCUGUCUACUACUCUUGACUCUUCGUCUCCGCUUCCCUCAGAGAGACUUGAAUCUAUUCAAGGUGUUCUUGUCCUCCGUCCACACACGCCUGAUUCGAAAUCUAAACGGGAGUUUUUCUCUAGGUGGCGUAAGAUCCCUGAUGCUCCAUUGGCUCUUCACACAUAUGGUCUCUAUGCUUAUGACUCGGUUAUGCUCUUAGCGCGUGCUUUAGAUAAGUACUUUAAAGACGGUGGGAGAAUUUCGUUUUCGAAUGACUCAAUGCUUGAUGAUUUGGGGAAAAACGGAAACCUCAAUUUAGAAGCGAUGACAAUCUUUGAUGGUGGAGAAACUCUGCUUAAGGAUAUCCUCGGAACGCAUAUGGUUGGUUUAACGGGACAGAUUCAGUUCACCUCAGAUAGGUCUCGGACUAGUCCAGCUUAUGAUAUUAUCAAUGUGGCGGGAACCGGUGUUCGCCAAAUAGGCUACUGGUCGAAUCAUUCUGGUUUAUCAGUUGUGCCACCUGAGUCACCCAACACGAAUAAGCAACCGAAUAUGUCUUUUGGUACAACAACUAGUCCGAAACUGAGGCAUGUGAUUUGGCCGGGAGAAACGUUUCAAAAGCCACGCGGAUGGGUUUUUUCUAACAAUGGGAAAGAGCUCAAAAUCGGUGUGCCUCGUCGUGUUAGUUACAAGGAGUUUGUGUCACAGAUUCGUGGAACCGAUAAUAGUUUCAAAGGUUUCUGCAUAGAUGUCUUUACAGCUGCAGUGAACCUCUUACCGUAUGCAGUCCCUUUCAAGUUUAUUCCUUAUGGUGACGAAAAGGAGAAUCCGAGCUACAGCCAUAUGGUUGAGAUGAUAACAACUGGUAAUUUCGAUGGGGUAGUGGGUGAUGUUGCCAUCGUAACAAACCGGACAAAGAUUGUGGAUUUUACACAACCGUAUGCAGCAUCAGGACUAGUUGUUGUUGCUCCCUUUAAGAAACUGAAUUCAGGAGCUUGGGCUUUUCUCCGACCUUUCAAUCGACUUAUGUGGGCAGUCACGGCUUGCUGCUUUCUCUUUGUGGGCAUUGUUGUUUGGAUCUUGGAACAUAGGAUUAACGACGAAUUCAGAGGCCCGCCCAAGAGACAAUGCGUUACAAUUCUCUGGUUUAGCUUCUCGACCAUGUUUUUCGCCCAUAGAGAGAACACAGUUAGUACACUUGGGCGGCUGGUUCUGAUCAUAUGGCUAUUCGUUGUACUAAUAAUAAACUCGAGUUACACGGCUAGUCUCACAUCGAUCCUCACGGUUCAGCAGCUUUCCUCACCCAUCAAGGGAAUCGACAGCCUUAGAGAAAUGGAUGAACGGAUCGGAUACCAGGUGGGUUCAUUUGCAGAGCGUUAUUUGAGAGAUGAGCUCAACAUAUCAGAGUCGCGUCUCCUCGCGCUUGGAUCACCUGAAGCAUAUGCCAAGGCUUUAAAAGAUGGACCAAACAAAGGAGGCGUUGCUGCAAUUGUUGACGAGCGUCCCUAUGUCGAACUCUUUCUCUCUAGCAAUUGCGCUUAUAGGAUCGUCGGUCAGGAGUUCACCAAAAGUGGCUGGGGAUUUGCAUUUCCUAGAGACUCUCCACUAGCAAUAGAUAUGUCAACAGCGAUCUUGGAGCUAGCAGAGAACGGAGAUCUGCAGAGAAUCCACGAUAAGUGGCUAAUGAAGAACGCGUGCACUCUAGAGAACGCGGAGCUUGAAUCAGACAGGCUUCAUCUGAAAAGUUUCUGGGGGCUUUUUCUCAUAUGUGGAGUUGCGUGCGUCCUCGCUCUCUUCCUCUACUUUAUACAGAUCAUCCGUCAACUCUAUAGUGGAAAGCCAAACGAGGAUGAUGAUGCCAUUGGGAAAGAGAAUCAUGACUCAUCCUCCUUGCGUUCUACGCGUCUUCAGAGAUUCUUCUCGCUCAUGGAUGAGAAAGAAGAUAUGUCUAAGGCGGGAAGCAAGAAGAGAAAGAUUGAUGGAUCAGUGAACGAUACUUCGGGGUCGAGACAUUCACGAGGAUUUGACAGAGAAAGAAGCUUUAAUUCGGGACCAAAUAAACCCAAACUCAUGGCGGCUGAAUAUUCCGGUAGCCGGAGUUCUAAUACACAGCUUCUCGCUGAACUCGAAGCCCUAAGUGAAAACCUUUACCAGAAACCCCAGGCUUCAGUUGGUCGGAGAACUAAUUCACUCGCUCUGCCUCGCAGUUCUGUUCCGUCCCUCGUGACACCGAAGCUUGAGGUAGAAGAGGAAGAGACUGUGGAUACGACUCAGAACAGAAUCAACAAGAGACCAGAAGAGUCGUCAUUGGGAUCAAUUGCGAAGGAAGAGAGAAAAGGGAUAUGGAAUUGGAAACCGAUUCGCGGGCUGGUCCGAAUUGGAAUGCAGAAACUGAGCUGUUUGUUAUCGGUCGAGGUCGUGGCGGCCCAGAAUCUACCGGCGUCGAUGAACGGUCUACGCCUUGGUGUUUGCGUGAGGAAGAAGGAAACAAAAGACGGAGCCGUCCAGACGAUGCCGUGUCGGGUUUCUCAAGGAGCUCCGGAUUUCGAGGAGACGCUGUUCAUCAAGUGCCACGUGUACUACUCGCCGGCUAACGGGGAGGGUGCUCCGGCGAAGUUCGAGGCUCGUCCGUUUUUGGUUUAUCUAUUCGCCGUCGACGCUAAGGAGCUUGAGGAGAAAGACGGUGGAGCUGGGAUUUACAGUAAACAAGGUGAAUUAGGGAUUAAACCGAGUAGUAAACCUAAGAAUUUGUCAGGUUCCUUUGGGCGAAAGCAAUCAAAAACUUCGUUUAGUGUCCCAAGCCCUAAGAUGACGAGCCGCAGCGAGGCCUGGAUGCCAGCGACAGGUGCGGAAUCUGCAUCGGGCCUUCAAGGGAUUGAGCAUUUGAAUCUUGAUGAACCAGAGGAGAAACCGGAGCAGAAACCAGAGAAAACAGAACAGAGAGAUGAAGAUGAUCAAGAACCUGAUUUCGAAGUUAUUGAAAAAGGAGAAGAUCAGGAACCUGAUUUUGAAGUUGUGGACAAAGGAGUUGAGUUUGAUGACGACACUGAGACUGAGAAAUCCGAUGGAACCGUUGGUGAAAGAUCCAUUGAGUUGAAGGAACAACAUGUUAAUGUUGAUGAUCCACGGCACAUAAUGAGACUAACCGAGUUAGAUUCUAUUGCAAAGCAGAUCAAAGCGCUUGAAUCUAUGAUGAAAGACGAUAGUAACGGAGCGGAAGAUGAAGAAUCCGAGAGUCUCAAAUUCUACCAGCAUAAAAUGGAGAUCUCUGAGCUACGCUCUGGCGAUUCAGUAGAAGAUGAAACUGAAAAAUACCUAUCAGAUCUCGGUAAAGGCAUCGGUUGCGUUGUUCAGACGAGAGAUGGUGGUUACUUAGUGUCUAUGAACCCUUUUGACAUGGUGGUCAUGAGGAAAGACACUCCUAAAGUCGUUAUGCAAAUCUCGAAACAGAUUGUGGUAUUACCAGAAGCCGGAUCAGUGACUGGAUUCGAGUUGUUUCACAGAAUGGCUGGUUUGGGUAAGGGUAAAGAACUUGAUUCGAAGAUAUCUUCGCUUAUGGCGAUAGACGAGUUAAUAGGGAAGACAGGGGAGCAAGUGGCUUUUGAAGGAAUAGCUUCAGCUAUUAUACAAGGGAGAAACAAAGAGCGAGCGAACACAAGCGCGGCAAGAACGGUUGCAGCUGUUAAAACGAUGGCUAACGCGAUGAACAACGGGAGAAGGGAGAGGAUAAUGACAGGAAUCUGGAAUGUGGAGGAGAAUCCAUUGACUUCAGCAGAGGAGGUUUUAGCUGUUUCUUUACAGAUAUUAGAAGAUAUGGUGAUUGAAGGACUAAAGAUUCAAGCUGAUAUGGUGGAGGACGAUUCUCCUUUCGAGGUUUUCGCUGCCAAAGGUCAGCCGAAUCCAUUGGAGUUGACCAUCCCGCUCGAUGAGUGGCUCAUGGAGAAUCGGACGCAAAAAUCGCUGACGGUUUUAGCGACAGUGCAACUCCGAGACCCGACGAGGAGAUAUGAGGCAGUGGGAGGGGUGGUCGUGGUGGCGGUGCAGGCGGAAGAGGAGGAGAACGGGUUAAAAGUGGGAAGUUUGCACGUUGGGGGAGUGAAGAGAAAUGCAGCGGAGAGGCGGAGGUUGACGGCGGCACAGUGGCUUGUUGAGUACGGAAUGGGAAAGAAAGGGAUGAAGAAGAGUGAUGUUAAGAGAAAGGAGAAAGAAGGAGAAGAGGUAGACUUGUUAUGGAGCUUGUCGUCUAGAGGUAUGGCGGAUAUGUGGCUCAAAUCUAUAAGGAACCCUGAUGUGAAGUUGCAUAGCUGA